AAAAAUCCUUCAGCCGUCUCUAUUGUUAACCCCUGUACUCUCCUCUCUGUCCUCUCCUCACUUUCAACAACUCUUCACCAUCAGCUCUCAUCUAUGUUCUUUCUUCUCUAGCUUCACAAUUCAACUCCUCACUCCACUUACUUAAUUACCAGGGGUUGAUAUGGCUGGGAAAUCAAAUAAAGGAAGGAACAAGAAAGGAUCACACCAUCCUGUAGAACCUGCUGUUUCAGCAGAGGUUACUGGGAGCGAUAAGUUUACAGAACCUGUUGUUUCAGCAGAUCCUAUUGGGAACGAUAAGUCAUCUACAGAAUUAUUAAAAGCUGUUGAGAAUGGAGGGGUCACUGUGAGUGAAGUGAAUACAACUGAGCAUGAGGUCAAGGAGUCAAAUGAUCAGAAUGCAGAAAACCCGGAAAAGCAAGGUGAGAGUCAAUUAUAUACUGUGCCGGUCAAGACACAAGGCAGAGAGAAGAAGCUGGACCUACAAUUGAGCCCUGGCGAUUCUGUGAUGGAUGUAAGACUGUUCCUUCUCGAUGCUCCCGAGACCUGUUUUGUUACAUGUUACGACUUGUUGUUUCAUGCUAAGGAUGGUACCGUUCAUCAUCUGGAAGACUACCAUGAAAUAUCUGAAGUUGCCGAUGUUACUUCAGGCGGAUGUUCCUUGGAGAUGGUUGCUGCACUGUAUGAUGAUAGAUCCAUUAGGGCUCACGUUCACCGUACUAGAGAACUUCUUUCUCUUUCAACUCUGCACUCCUCGUUAUCAACUUCACUUGCUUUACAACAUGAGGCGGCAAAAAAUGCACCUGCAAGUGCUGGAGAAUCAAACAAAGCUGAAGUAUCAGAACUUGAGAGUUUGGGUUUUAUGGAGGAUGUAUCUGAUUCACUUGCCAACUUGUUGUCGUCUCCUUCCAAAGAGAUCAAAUGUGUGGAAAGUAUUGUUUUCUCUUCAUUUAAUCCUCCUCCAAGCUAUCGAAGGCUUGUCGGGGAUUUGAUUUACCUGGAUGUGGUGACACUGGAAGGGAAUACAUACUGCAUUACUGGUAACACAAGAACAUUUUAUGUUAAUUCUAGCUCAGGGGAUAGGCUUGACCCAAAACCAAGUAAAAAUGCUUCGGAGUCGACUACUCUUGUUGAGCUGAUGCAAAAAAUUAGUGCCAAGUUUAAGACAGCUUUCGAUGAAAUACUGAAGCGGAAGGGCUCUGCGCAUCCUUUUGAAAAUGUCCAGUCCCUUUUGCCUCCUAAUUCCUGGCUAGGAUUGUACCCUGUUCCUGAUCACAAGCGUGAUGCAGCUAGAGCAGAGAAUGCACUUACACUGUCAUUUGGAAGUGAGUUGAUUGGAAUGCAACGAGACUGGAACGAAGAAUUGCAGUCUUGUUGGGAAUUUCCUCAUUCAACUCCUCAGGAGAGGAUUUUGAGGGAUAGGGCUCUCUACAAAGUGACUUCAGACUUUGUUGAUGCUGCUACAAGUGGGGCUAUCGGGGUCAUCAGCAGAUGCAUUCCACCAAUAAAUCCCACAGAUCCCGAGUGCUUUCACAUGUACGUUCACAACAAUAUAUUCUUCAGUUUCGCUGUUGAUGCGGACAUAGAGCAUCUUCCCCGGAAACAAUCUUUGGAUAAUAAUUUGAAGAGUGAGAAAACAAGUCAGUCACAGAUGACUGGGACGGUUGACAAUAUGUCAGAUGGAUCUAUCACAAUUAACGGAGAUAAAUCAAGUGGUGAAAAUCGGGAAGAUGUUAUUCCAGAGGUAGCUGUUGAGGCACAGUUGGCUGAAAGCGAGCAAGCGACUUAUGCAUCAGCAAAUAAUGAUCUGAAAGGCACCAAGUCAUAUCAAGAAGCUGAUGUUCCUGGUCUUUAUAAUCUUGCUAUGGCCAUAAUAGAUUAUAGAGGUCACAGAGUUGUAGCACAGAGUGUACUACCUGGCAUUCUUCAAGGCGAUAAGUCUGACUCACUCUUGUAUGGUUCUGUUGACAAUGGAAAGAAAAUAUGCUGGAAUGAAGAAUUUCAUUCCAAGGUUCUUGAGGCUUCAAAGCGCCUCCAUAUAAAGGAGCAUACUGUACUUGAUGGAUCUGGAUCUGUUUUCAAAUUAGCUGCUCCAGUGGAAUGCAAAGGCAUUGUUGGUAGUGAUGAUAGGCAUUAUCUAUUGGACUUGAUGAGAGUCACUCCUCGUGAUGCAAAUUAUACAGGACCUGGUUCCAGAUUUUGUGUUCUAAGACCUGAAUUAAUUGCUGCCUAUUGCCAAGCUAAAGAAAUAGAGCAAUCAAAGUCUAAGGCUAAACUUGAGGAUUCCACCGCCGUUUCCGAGCCUUCCAAAGUUGAAGAUGGCGAAGCUCAGGUAGAAGAAAAGCCUGCCGUUUCCGAGCCUUCCAAAGUUGAAGAUGGCGAAGCUCAGGUAGAAGGAAAGCUGGAUGCUGGGGUCGCAGAUGCCGAGACCCAGAAUAUACCUGAAGGUGAAAAGGUGGCUGCUGAGGAAUGUGGCUCUGGGCAUGAUGCCGGAACAAAAUCGUGCACGGAAAUUCUUUUCAAUCCCAACGUUUUUACUGAAUUUAAGUUAGCUGGGAGCCAAGAGGAAAUACAGGCAGAUGAAGAAAGCGUGAGGAAAGUUAGUUUGUACCUUAAAGAUGUGGUCCUUCCGAAAUUCAAUAAAGAUCUUUGCUCACUUGAGGUUUCACCGAUGGAUGGGCAGACAUUAACUGAUGCACUCCAUGCUCAUGGAAUUAAUGUUCGCUACAUUGGAAAAGUUGCGGAUGGGGCUAAACAUUUGCCUCACUUGUGGGAUCUUUGCUUGAACGAGAUUGUGGUGAGGUCUGCCAAGCACAUAUUCAAGGAUUUUAUGAGAAAUUCAGAAGAUCAUGAACUCGGGCCUGCAAUGGCACGCUUUCUUAACUGUCUGUUUGGAAAUUGUCAACCUAUAUCUGGAAAAGGUGUUGCUAGUGGUACUAAAGCACGAACGCCGAAUAAGGCUUCAGGAAAAUCUACUAGGGGGCAUGGAAGACUGAAACAAGGGGUAUCUGCCGAAAGAAAACCCAUGCCUUACACUAGUGUAACCUCUGAUAGCUUGUGGUCCGACAUUCUAGAGUUUGCAAAAGUCAAAUACCAGUUUGACUUGCCUGAGGAUGCAAGAUCUCGUGUAAAGAAAAUUUCAGUUAUACGGAACUUUUGCCAGAAGGUUGGUCUAGCAGUUACGUCGCGCAAAUAUGACCUUGCCGCAGCACUUCCUUUCAGUCCCUCAGAUAUAAUAAAUCUUCAACCUGUGGUUAAGCAUUCAAUUCCUGUGUGUUCAGUUGCUAAGGAUCUUGUGGAAACUGGGAAGAUUCAGUUGGCUGAGGGGAUGCUAGGUGAAGCUUACAGUCUAUUUUCAGAAGCAUUCACGAUACUUCAGCAGGUUACCGGUCCAAUGCAUAGGGAGGUUGCUAACUGCUGUCGAUACCUUGCCAUGGUUCUGUAUCAUGCCGGUGAUAUGGCUGGUGCGAUAAUGCAGCAGCAUCGGGAACUUAUCAUAAAUGAAAGGUGUCUUGGUCUAGACCAUCCUGAUACUGCUCACAGUUAUGGCAAUAUGGCUCUCUUCUACCAUGGUCUUAAUCAAACAGAACUUGCUCUGAGGCACAUGUCCCGUGCAUUACUCCUAUUAAGUUUGUCAUCAGGGCCUGAUCACCCUGAUGUGGCUGCCACAUUUAUAAAUGUUGCAAUGAUGUAUCAAGAUACUGGAAAGAUGCAGACAGCCCUUCGUUAUUUGCAAGAAGCUUUGAAGAAAAAUGAGAGGCUUUUGGGCGAGGAACAUAUUCAAACGGCUGUGUGCUAUCAUGCUCUGGCAAUUGCGUUCAACUGUAUGGGUGCCUUUAAGCUCUCCCACCAGCAUGAGAAGAAGACAUAUGAUAUACUUGUCAAACAACUCGGAGAGGAGGACUCCAGAUCACGGGAUUCCCAGAAUUGGAUGAAUACAUUCAAAAUGCGAGAAGUACAGAUGACUGCACAGAAGCAGAAAGGUCAGACACUAAAUGCAGCGUCUACUCAAAAAGCUAUUGACAUUUUGAAGGCCCAUCCUGAUUUGAUACAUGCAUUUCAAGCUGCGACUGCAUCUAAUUAUGCUAGCGGUUCUGUCAACAAAAACUUGAACGCAUCAGUGGUUGGUGAGGCCUUCCCUCGGGGGAGGGGAGUUGAUGAAAGAGCUGCUCGUGCAGCUGCAGAAGCCAGGAAGAAAGCUGCUGCAAGAGGCCUUCUAAUACGCCCUCACGGUGUUUCAGUUCCUGUCCAAACCUUAUCACAGUUGCCAGAGAUAUACAACCUAAUUAACCCGGGGUUGACCCCAAACGUUCCAAAACCAGAGGAAGCAGACAAAGCUAAAAAGGUGAAUGGUCAUCCUCCAAGAGGAUCUGGAAAUGCCCAGGACGGAGAAGUUAAAGUAGAGAAACGAGCUGAAACACCAGCCGGCUUAGGCGCGGGCAUCUCUGCAUUGGGUCCAGAGAAAAAGAAGUCCAAAGCCAAGGUAGCCGCCUGAUUUUUUGGGUGUCAAGUGCUUAAUGGGCGGAAGGACUUUUUGCCACUGCUUAAAUCUUGGGUUUCAGUAAGUGAACAUGAUUUUGUCUGCUGAUUAUGACUGCAAAGUACAAACGUGCUUUAUAAAAGAGUAUAGUAGUUAUGCUAAUUUUUUGUAUUUCGACUCAUUUAAUAAAUCAUUAGUUUACCAUUUGAGCUGGAAUACUGCCAGAGUUGUUUAUUUAGGCAAAAUAGAAACAUCAAGUAGGUAUUUGUUUUUGAGAAUAAUUGAGUCGUGAAUCUCAGAUGUUUCCUACCUUAUCAUUAUUUCGAUGGAAUAUGUACGAAAAAUGUUGUACUUUAGCCAA
This is a messenger RNA of Daucus carota subsp. sativus, 4838 nucleotides long. Its product is annotated as clustered mitochondria protein. Gene Ontology annotation, biological process: organelle organization. NCBI's taxonomy places the organism in Eukaryota, Viridiplantae, Streptophyta, Magnoliopsida, Apiales, Apiaceae. The transcript is spliced from 29 exons. Gene Ontology annotation, cellular component: cytoplasm. Gene Ontology annotation, molecular function: protein binding. The coding region runs from base 161 to 4492 and encodes 1443 amino acids. The record is from RefSeq and is a predicted model, not a curated record.